This is a messenger RNA of Gaeumannomyces tritici R3-111a-1, 2352 nucleotides long. RefSeq lists its product as hypothetical. Gene Ontology annotation, biological process: regulation of DNA-templated transcription; DNA-templated transcription. The record is from RefSeq and is a predicted model, not a curated record. Gene Ontology annotation, molecular function: DNA-binding transcription factor activity, RNA polymerase II-specific; zinc ion binding; DNA binding. The coding region runs from base 1 to 2352 and encodes 783 amino acids. Lineage: Eukaryota; Fungi; Ascomycota; Sordariomycetes; Magnaporthales; Magnaporthaceae. The transcript is spliced from 4 exons.
AUGUCUCCCUUCCGUCAAUUGCUGCCCGCAGCCCCGCCCGCAAACGAUGGCGACUCGUCCUCGUCCAGCGCCACGACGCCCUCGUCGACCGGCCCGUCCCAGAAGCCGCCCGGGAAGAACAGGGCCGACGUUGCCUGCACGCCAUGCCGCAAGCGGCGAAGCAAGUGCAACGGGGCACGACCAGUCUGCCUGCGAUGCGCACAGUCGGGCCUGGAAUGCGAGUACGAGGUGCCCCAGGCCGAGGCCAUGAAGCGGAAGCUCGACGACCUCGAGGAGGCCAACAAGCAGCUCGUCCUGUCCGAGGAGCGCCUCCGCCAGCGCGCGUCGGCCUACGAGGAGCUGAUCGAGAUACUGCGCACGCGGCCCGAGCACGAGGUUAGCCCCAUCGUCUCCCGCAUCCGCUCGGGUGAGCAGGCCGUGUCCGUCGUCCGGCUCGUCAAGGAUGGCGACCUGCUGCUGCAGCUCCGCCUGGACCCGGCCGCCGCUCCGUUCUGCUUCCAGUUCCCGCUCGUCUCCGCGAUGCCGUCCUUCCUGCUCGACCUCAAGACCAACCCCUAUAUCAACUCCAUCCUCUACCACCAGACGCUUGGUGAGGAGGGUCAACGGAUCGACUGUGCCCAGGGUACCCAGGGUACAGAAUCGGGAUCAGCCACACCCGAGUCGUCCGAGGGCCGCCCAUCAGCCACAACCCCCACAGACGACACUUUGAGGAUGUACCAAGUGCCAUUUCAUGCCGGGAAACUCGCCGAGCCACGACUGGACCUUGUCAAAGCCUCCAGAUGGACGUCGGUCACAUCCUCAGACACUUUGGUGCGGGACCUGCUCGAGCUCUACUUUGUCCAUGAGUUCACCUCGUGCUGCGUGUUCCACAUGGACCAUUUUCUCAACGACAUGGUCUCGGGCCGCGAACGGUACUGCUCGUCGUUGCUCGUCAAUGCCAUCCUGGCUCUCGCUUGUCACGGACACAAAGGGCUGGAUAACAGAGCACAUUUCUGGAACCCAAAAAGUCUGUAUUACCAGUUCAUGGCCGAGUUCAAGAGGCUAUGGGAGCUGGAGUCGAGCGAGCACCGUAUCACGACCGUCCAAGCAGGCGUUAUAAUCUGUGUCUCACACAAUGUGGACGGCCUUGACAAGGUCGGCACAUCGUUUCUUGCCCAGGCGGUGACUAUGGGCCGUGAAAUGGGGAUUUUCAGCGCUGCAGGAUACGCGUCGCUGAACCCGAAGCGCAAGGCCGUCUAUACAGUAACGGCACAAGGCAUCUACGCCUGGGAAAGCAUCCAGAGUUUCUGCUUCUUACGCUGCCCUUUUGUCACGACGCGGCCCCUUCCCUUUCCGCCACUGGACGAGGUCCACUACUCUAAAUACGCCGGUGAGCUGUGGCUGCAGUUUCCCGGUGCGCAACACCCGGUGCCCUGCCACCAUGGGUUGUCCUUCCGGUAUAUUGUCGCCUUUCGGCAGAUAAUGUGCGACGUCGCAGAUCGGGUAUACGGACAAGGGAAAAGCCCGCGCCCUUUGUCCUUCCUCGAGAGCAUGGGCUACCGAAAGAGGUUACUCUAUUGGUUCGACCACCUCCCGCCUCCGCUUCGGCCGGACAGGGUCGUUACGCCAACGGACCUGAAACUGCAUCUGCACUACUACAACCUCAUGACUUUGCUGUUUGAGCCGUUCGUCGCCAUUCCGCUGGAGAGUCUUGGCGGGCACAUGGCAGGGGGCGAGGCCUCACCGGCGGCUGUCGUCUCCCAUUCCAACAUGUGUUAUGAAACCGUCUUUCGGUUCUUCUAUCUCCGGCACGGAUUCGACCUUUGGGACUCGUGCCUGAUACACUACUCGACAAUUGCUUCUUUCUCCGCUAUAUCACGUUUGCAGGCCAUGCAGCGGCCGGAACUCACCACAAAUCAGCGUCAAAGCGCUACUUUCCACGGAGUUGACCGCCGAUCACGCGACGAAGCGCUGUCGAGCCUCAUACUCUGUACGCAAGGACUGCGCGACCAUGCCCGAUAUAGCCUGCUGAGCGAAUUCAUCUUCAGGCUCCUUCGGGGCUCCUUGACGACAGGCGAGCUCAGUUUGCUCCGCGACCACGGCGUCGACUUGGAGCCACGCGAAGGCGAACGGAUGCUGGCCACCUACGUCAGAUCUCUCUACCCUGUGGGCAUGGUCGGCGUGGCCGACGACCCACAGGGAAAGAGAAUGGAUACGAUGAUUCAGUCUUAUAGACGUCUCGAGGUCUCUUCCCAGGACGACCCUCCGUCGCCGACAAGCCUCUCGAUCGGGAGACUGCAGCCCAACGAGGCAUCGGGCACGGGUUUAGCCGAGGACAGGGGCGGGCCGGAACCCCUGUCCUUUCAGGUGUGA